This is a messenger RNA of Priapulus caudatus, 3627 nucleotides long. Its product is annotated as integrin-linked protein kinase-like. Gene Ontology annotation, molecular function: ATP binding; protein kinase activity; protein binding. Gene Ontology annotation, cellular component: focal adhesion; stress fiber. NCBI's taxonomy places the organism in Eukaryota, Metazoa, Priapulida, Priapulimorpha, Priapulimorphida, Priapulidae. Gene Ontology annotation, biological process: integrin-mediated signaling pathway; protein phosphorylation; substrate adhesion-dependent cell spreading. The transcript is spliced from 10 exons. The record is from RefSeq and is a predicted model, not a curated record. The coding region runs from base 380 to 1726 and encodes 448 amino acids.
AGACGGGUAUCGCAUUUUAGGUUUGGUGGUGUCGGUGUUGUAGUGUUAGUGUUAUUGUAUGUUUAUUGCUACAAUAAUUUGUACUUAAGGUACAGAUUAAGCAUCGGAAAUGUAUUAGUGUUGUGAUUUACAUGUUACUCAAAGCGGAUCGUCUAGGCACAGUGCUGUAACUUGGGCAGAUGAAAGACCUUUGAAUACUGGCUCAUUUAUCGUAAUGCAAGUCGUGUGUAACCUAGUCAAGCCGCAUGCGACCAGGAGCCGCGAGCGAUGAUAGUGGUUGUGAUGUUCACGAAAGAGUUGUGUAUUUUACAAGAUUAAAUAUUGCGUGUACAUUUUAUGUGAUCACAAAUCUACUGACUUGAGAGCGAGAGAGCGAACGAUGGAAGAUAUUUUUUCACUUUGCCGAGAAGGCAACGCGUUUCAUGUGCGUGUUUGGUUAGACAACCCGGAAAACGACCUGAAUCAAGGAGACCACCAUGGCUUCAGUCCGCUGCACUGGGCGUCGAGGGAGGGACGCACGAACAUCGUCGACAUGCUCAUCCUGCGCGGCGCUCGCAUCAACGCGACGAACAUGGGAGACGACACAGCACUGCAUCUCGCCUCCAGCCACGGUCACAGAGAGAUCAUGCUCAUGUUGUUGAACAACAAGGCGGACAUCAAUGCUAUUAACGAGCAUGGCAACACGCCCUUGCACUACGCAUGCUUCUGGGGUCAGGACCAGGUCGCCGAGGACCUGGUCGCCAAUGGCUCCCUGGUGUCUCUGCAAAACAAGUAUGGCGAGACACCGCUGGAUAAGUCUCGCUACCCGCUGGCCAAGCGGUUACAAGACAAGGCAACGCAGAUGGGUCAGGAAUUGAAUAAGAUUCCCUACAAGGACCAGUCGUGGCGCGGCUACAAGACGCGCAGCCGCGACGCCACGCUGUCACGCUACUCCGGAAUCGACAUCAACCAGCUAAACCUACAAGUUCGCAUCGCAAGCAGCCACUCUGGAGACCUGUGGCGAGGGACCUGGCAGAGCAAUGACAUUGUCGCCCGCGUGCUCAACAUACGUGAGGUCACGCAGAGAAUCUCACGCGACUUCGCCGAGGAGUAUCCCAGACUCAGGGUUUUCUCGCACCCGAACGUGCUUCCAGUGCUGGGCUGCAGCAACCAACCGCCGAACCUGGUGUGCAUCAGCCAGUACCAGCCGUACGGCUCCCUCUACAAUCUGCUGCACGAGUCCACGAGUGUGGUGGUGGACCACGCGCAGGCGUUGAAGUUUGCGGUGGACCUUGCGCGUGGCAUGGCAUACUUGCACACGCUGGAACCUCUGAUUCCGCACUACUAUCUCUCCAGUAAACACAUCAUGAUUGACGAGGACCUGACGGCGCGAGUGAACAUGGCCGACGCCAAGUUCACCUUCCAGGAGCGCGGCAAGCUGUACUCGCCGGCGUGGAUGGCUCCCGAGGCUCUGCAGAAGAAGCAGGACGACAUCAACGUGCGCGCCUCUGACAUGUGGAGCUUCGCGAUCCUGCUCUGGGAGCUGGCAACGCGCGAGGUGCCUUUCUCAGACAUGAGUCCGAUGGAGAUCGGAAUGAAGAUUGCCCUUGAGGGCCUGCGCAUCACCAUACCGCCCGGCAUAUCUCCUCACAUGUCGAAGCUGGUGCGUAUAUGCAUGAACGAGGAUCCGGGAAAGCGUCCGAACUUCGACAUGAUACUGCCGAUUCUGGAGAAGAUGAAACACUGAGGCGUGCGUUGAGGAUAGGUGGCGCCACACAUGCACAACGUAUUUGCGUCGCUCUGCCGUGGACUUCACCAGGAGGUGAUGGAGUCAUGGCAGGAGGUGGUGGAGUCAUGGCAGGAGGUGGUGGAGUCAUGGCAGGAGGUGGUGGAGUCAUGGCAGGAGGUGGUGGAGUCAUGGCAGGAGGUGGCCGUUUAGAGAGUACUUAAAAAAGCAACUAUGCAGACUGAUUUGGAGUGAUUCGCGUGAAUAGUUGAUGAUGCCUUAUUACGCAAAGGAGGUAGCCUGUGCCCAGGUGAGCUCGAGAUUGUAACUAUGCUUGCGGUUGGACUGUCGAAAAAUCGUUUGUCGAAUACGCGUUAUGUAACGGAAUGAACAGCUAAGCAGCAUCAGGGCACCGUGUCGAUUUUCAUCAGGUCUCUUGGGGACAGCGUACGUGAGUACCAGUUAAUACCAGUGAGCAUUUACCGUGCAUCUUGCAUGGCGGUUCAAGUAGCUGGUGAAAGACAACGUGCAAUUUGCCCGCUAGCCAGCUUUGCUAUAAAUCCGAGAAUAAUCGUCUGCCGUUAUUGUGAGAAUUUCUGUAUUUAGUCGUGAAGGUCUCCCCUCUGAUUUUGAAGAGGUGCUGUUUGCUCUGCCCAUACGAGAAUAUUUCUUUUAAGGUUGGUAACCGACUGCGAUCGUUAGUUGUUAGGCUACGCAAUUUUCUUAGCCAGCGUUGCGUUUAAAAUUUGCCGUAUGUGCGUAGUAGCUGUAGCAGAAGUGGAUUCCCAAAAAAUGUCAGUGUAGGGUUGAAACCACCGAAGUGUAUAGGAUCAUGUGCAAGCGCUCGGCCAAUGACGGUGUGGUUGUACGCAAUGACGUUCACUUGUUAUUUAUUCAUGGGACAUCUAUAUUUUUGUAACAUUAGCCAUAAGCAUGCUCGUAUCUUCAUCAUGCCUUGCUUACUGUUUUGGUGAAUUAUUUUAUAUAAUACGUGCAGGGCGGGUGAAUCGCAUACGAUAAACGUGGGGUAAUUGUGGUCCUUAUUGGAAUUCACUUGGGGUGGUGCCCUUAAUCAGCUAAAAAACAAUUGAUUGCUGGCUUUACUUAGAAUAGGUAGACUUAAUUCCUUGCCCUCCUUGCACUAAAUUUCACAACACGAUUUGUCAUUGUCGUGUGUUAUAUUUUAGUGUACUUGUAUAAAGAAUGCUAGCUAUUCUGUUGCCUUCACCUCGGCCACUGUAGAUCCAUUGCCAGUCCUAGUAGUUAUUAAUAUAGCUUCUCCACUCAGGUAAAAAAAAUGACGGAAAGGGGAAAGAAGAUUUGGUGCUUUUCAACUUUUUAAAAGCUUUUGCAAAUUUGUGUUUUAUGAGUUAAGCUCGUGGAAUUUUUCCUAGAUGGGAAUUGAGCUGCAUACGUACAUAUAACUGUGUAAUAUUAUUAAUAAUAUUUUGCUAAAUGAUAUUAGUCAGUUCAAUCGAGGCUACAUUGGGCUUUGUUUGAAUAUAAUGUUAAUGGCAACAGCCACGUUAGUUUAAAUACGAAAUCAAAAAUAGCGUUUAAUGAUUAUGACAAAGUUCUGUCAGUGUAAUAAAAGUGUAAUUGUACGGUCUCAUAAAUUCAUUUACACGAUAAUGGUGUAUCAUUCUUGUCUGACUUGGCUGUCUUGCUAAGCAGUAAAUGCUGCAACUAAUGAAUACUUGCAGCAAAAAAAUAAUGAUAAAAUAUACACACAAACAAUCCGUCAUGUGUAUCAUUUGACAAUAGUAAUUAAAGAUAAAUAUGUGAAUUAAGAUAAUAGUAAGUCUAAUCAUGAUUCGGAAAUUUAUGGUAUACUGUGCAACGUUUACUGUACUUUUGUUUAUGCCUAGAGGAGUAACGAAAUUUGUAAACUAGAAAAAUAAUAAAUAUGUGUUUUUAACGGA